Nerophis lumbriciformis (worm pipefish) is the source of this 1857-nucleotide messenger RNA. RefSeq names its product small integral membrane protein 19 (gene smim19). Lineage: Eukaryota; Metazoa; Chordata; Actinopteri; Syngnathiformes; Syngnathidae. The record is from RefSeq and is a predicted model, not a curated record.
UUUAAAGGGGAAGAAGGCGGGAUUUGACAUCAUUGUGUUUACACCGUUCGUUAUUUUGCUAGCGCCAACACAACAAGAUAGUUAUUCGUUUAUGCAGAUGAACAUAUAAGAUAGAGAUUCUAUAGUUGUGGUAUUUGCAUGGGGGAACACGGUCUUCUGGGCAACGAGCCCGAGUCUAUCGAUUAUUCUGUGCACGAAGCCUGGAACGAGGCCACAAACGUCUACCUGCUCGUUAUUCUAGUUAGCUUCGGCCUGUUGAUGUACGCCAGAAAAAACAAGAGGAAGAUCAUGCGCAUCUUCACCCUGCCCCCCACCGUGGAAAGCAGCACAGAGCCCAACUUCUACGACAGCCUGCAGAAAGUGCGCCUGCGACAACAGCUGGAGAUGUACUCAUUGGCCAGGAAGUUUGAGCAGCAGCAACAAACCGACAGUGUCCAGCUCUCCAUGGAAUGAGGAAGGCCCUCAUUCUGCAGCUUUUCUCUGGAUGGAUGGAUGGACGGACACCAACGACAUGAUGCUUCAUGCUGGGAUCUAUGGAGAUGCUUAUCAAGCCUCUUAGUCAGAGAAACUUUUCCCCCACAUCUGCAGUGAAAAACACCUUAAAUGUAACAUUGAUUGUAUUGUUUUAAGUAUACAUUUAAUUGGGUGUGAUUAGAUAGAUAGAUAGUACUUUAUUAAUUCCUUCAGGAGAGUUCCCUCAGGAAAAUUAAAAUUCCAGCAGCAGUGUACAGAAUUGAGAUCGAAUUUAAAAAGUAAGUAAAUAAUGAGGGUAUAAAUAGAAAUAAAAUAGAAAAAUAUUACAAUAAGAAUAAAAAUAAAAAGCAACAAUGAGAAUAAAAAUAUAACAGUAAAAUAAGAAUAUAACAAGAGAAACUAGGCAGUAGUGAUCAUGUUAUGACAAAUGAUUGCACUGUUAUUGUUUUGCAUCCCCUGUCAUCCGAGUACCCCCCCAGAGAGGAGUUGUACAGUCUAAUGGUGUGUGGGACAAAGGAGUUUUUGAGUCUAUUAGUCCUGCACUUGGGAUGAAGCAGUCUAGCACUGAAUAGGCUCCUCUGGCUACUGACAACGGUAUGCAGAGGGUGAUUGGCAUCAUCCAGGAUGCUCACUAGUUUUUCCACAGUCCUCUUCUCUGCCACCGUCACCAGUGAGUCCAGUUUUAUUCCGAUCGUAGAACCGGCCCGCCUGAUCAGUUUCUCCGGUCUGGAGCUGUCCUUCUUAGAUGUACUGCCCCCCCCCCAGCACACGAUGUAGUACAGAACACUGGCAACCACAGACUGGUAGUACAUCCACAAGUUUUUUACAGACGUUGAGGAAGUACAGCCUGCUCUAUCCUUUUCUGUACAUGUGGUCCGUAGUAAAGUGGUUUUAAAAGGUUGUCUUACUGAUCACUGAUAUCAGCCAAGUUGUAUCCAUAGUGUACUUUAUAAUCAACUUUUGACUUGGUCAACAAUGACCCAAUAAUGUUUAAACCAAAACAUUUAACAUGAUAAAUCGUGUUAUUGCAGCACCAGACUUUACCUGGAAGUGGGUGCAAAAUGCCUUUUUAGUGAAAAAAGGUCAAUGGAGGUCUGUCCAAAUCCAUUAAAAUGAAAGGCAAACUGAGAUCACAUGCUGAUCUAAUUGAGGUUGAGUAGUAAGCACUCCCUCAAACUUAAUUGACUCCUGGAAGCAUGAACAGGCGCUGCUGUUCCCACCAAAGUAAGAGCGGUAAAUGAAUCAGCGCGGGCACGGGAAGACAACGAUUGAGUGGCAAAUGUCACCAAGCCCACCAAAAUGUAACCUGAUUUGUUCUCACAUGUAAAACUGUCCUUUAUUUGUGUGCAGCUGUAUGAUAAAACAUGUUAAGUAAACUGAAAA